GCCUCACAACUUCCGGUGUUUGCCCAAUCAGAGCGCUCCGCGUGACUCAGCGCGUCCAAAGGUUAAAGGUUGUACAAAAUGGCGGCGGGCAGGUUGUGGUGUUGGCAGUAAUCGAAUGGCUCGGUUCCGGCUCGGUUAGCGCGUGUGUGUUAUUAUUUUAUCGGCGACGCGAUGUUUGGGCUCCUGGCGAAUUUAAAAUACAAUUAAAUUGGGAUUUUUGUCCUGUUAGUGUUUAUUAUUAUUAUUUUAAUUCAUAUUUAAUGUAAUUAUGGCGCUGGUGUACGAGUUCGUGUGGCGGGUUCUGCACGUCGUCCUGCAGCUCCAGCGCGCGGCGGUGUCGUGGUUCCAGGCGCGAGCGUGGAAGCGCACCUGGCUUCUGUGGAGACGAGCCGCGGGCGCUGUGCUGCUACCGGCGGCGCUCGGCCUCGCCGCGCAGCGGAGAAUGGGAGCCGGGGCGGGGAGGCGACCUGGCCGCCGGUGUCGGCUGCUGGCGGACGGCAAGGCUCUGGAGAAGCUCCCGCUGCACGUCGGGCUCCUGGUCACGGAGGAGAGCGAGGAGGAGGAGGCGCAGUUCACAGACAUCGCCAAUGUGGUGGUGUGGUGCAUGGCUCUCGGGAUCUCUUAUGUCAGCGUGUACGAUAACCAGGGUGUGUUCAAGAGGAACAACUCCAGGCUGAUGGAGGAGAUCGCCAAGCAGCAGAAGGAGCACCUGGGCUCGGAAAGCUGCAAGUACUCGUCAGAGUUCUUGAAUAAUGGCAUGGAGACACAGGAACAAAUGUCACGGUGCCAUACAGUGGUAAAGGUCUUGUCUCCAGAUGAUGGGAAGCUCAGUAUCGUGCAAGCAGCGCAGCAGUUGUGUAAGGCCGUGGAGCAGAAACAGAGCACAUCCAAAGACAUCAACGUUACUGUGCUGGACUCCUUACUGAGGGGUAACAAGUCAAAGAACAUCCCAGACCCCGAGCUGGUGUUGAAGUUUGGCCCAGUGGAGAGCACGCUCGGCUUCCUGCCCUGGCACAUCAGACUAACAGAGUUCAUCUCUUUGCCCUCCCACAAAGACGUCACCUACGACGACUUCCUCCACACGCUUCAGCGUUACGCGUCCUGCGAGCAGCGCCUGGGGAAGUGAACGGGGUCUUCUGGAGCGGCAAAAAAAAAACCCACCAGACUUAAGGAAUCCACGAGAGAGACAUGUUCAUUCUCUCUCUAUCUCUCUCUCUCGUUCUAUGUUUACAAACCAUGCAGCUGAGCAUCAGCAUCUCGACGCCGCAUCAGCAAAUCUCAAUCACCUCUCGUUCACACAUAGCCCGGUUCUGACCCGGUACAACAAGUCUCUGUGUGAGUGAAUGAGUUGAUGUAUGUGUGUGUGUGUGUGUGUGUGUGUGUGUGUGUGUGUGUGUGUGUGUGUGUGUAAGGGCCUGCCCUGCUGCUGCAUGUACACGGAGCAGGGCUACCCAUCCACCCAUAAACGGCUCCCGAGACGCGGUUAGCAAUACGGUGUAAAUUCCAGCAUCACACUUUGUCCCAUUUUGCCCUCUUGCUGUGUGUGUGUGUGUGUGUGGGAAAACGAUGUAGCGUGGGCUGCUGAGUCAACCAGCACAGUGCACUGACGAACAGGAACAUAACGACAGCAUCUCAGCAGCAUGCGUCACAAGGAACCUCAGAGAUGGUCUACUGCAGAUGGAAUGAAUCAUGAGAACGAGCACAAGAAGUGUUUUUAAAUGUGAACUUGUGCAUGUGUGGUACGUGUGUGGUACGUGUGUGUGUGCACGCGUUCGCUCAGGCCACUGAUUGUACAAAAAACCUUUACUUUGAUUUACAAAAUUGUUUAUGAUCAUAUCCUUUUUUUUUUUUUACACAAAUCAGUAAAAUCUUUACUGAAAUGCUCCGUCCUAUAGGGGUCUUUUUUUUUUUUUUACCCCCUUACAAUUUUUUUGCCCCCAAAAUGAACAUUCCCUCCCCAAUAGGUACUGGUAGGGUGGCAGUGCAAACAUGAUCAAAAUAAUUUUUUUUCAGCUGCAUUAAUAUUUAAAAAAACCCAAACAGUCAGAACAACCUGACAUGCCAAUGUAAGAAACACGAGUUGUUUGAUUGGGACAAAAGCAGUCAUGCUAUCCACAACACUCUGUCUCUCUCUCUCUUUGUGACAUCACCUGCUCCUGAUCUACAGCCUGAGACCUGAGAAAGUAGUCCAUGGAUGUAGAUGUGAACGUGAAGAGACACUGCACGGAGCUUUACACCGUAAUGCCAACCUCGGAGGCUCAGACACCGAGUAUCUUACUGUUUGUUGAAAGUCUUAAAGCGAGCAGUGUAUUUAUUAGUCUGUGGCUCAUUGUAUGAGGAGGUUUGAUGUAAUAGUGUCCAGUGUGAAUGCUUAAUAAAUGUUACUGAAGUCCUGUUCAAACCAA
Messenger RNA from Silurus meridionalis, 2405 nucleotides. It is a transcript of the gene nus1, whose product is annotated as NUS1 dehydrodolichyl diphosphate synthase subunit. NCBI's taxonomy places the organism in Eukaryota, Metazoa, Chordata, Actinopteri, Siluriformes, Siluridae. The record is from RefSeq and is a predicted model, not a curated record. Gene Ontology annotation, cellular component: dehydrodolichyl diphosphate synthase complex; endoplasmic reticulum membrane. The transcript is spliced from 5 exons. Gene Ontology annotation, molecular function: ditrans,polycis-polyprenyl diphosphate synthase [(2E,6E)-farnesyl diphosphate specific] activity. Bases 269 to 1126 code for a protein of 285 amino acids.